GCCGUGUACAGCAGCAACGGCAGUCCACGUCUUUCUCGUCUGGCGGGAGGACGCGCACGCGGUCGACAAUGACGCCGCAGAUCAAGCUCUCGACCCUGCUGCUCCUGGUAGCCACUCUGUGGCGGCCCAGUUUCCAAGAGGUGGCCAGGGAAGGCUCCGGCAGCGGGGCCAAGAAGGCCGAGCCCUUGUCGGGAGGCAUCGCUUUGCCCGACCUCUACCUGUGGACUGACUCCGGCCUCAAAGGCGACCUGUCCCUGCCCGACGCGCCGCACGCGCUCCUCGACGUGAACUACGCCGGCGUGGUCGUGUCCGAACUCAACAAGACGUACACGGUCGAACAGACGAAGGACGCCCCGGAGGUUUGGCUGCGGGGCUACCUCAGGUGCGGCUCUCCGUACUCGCUGCUCAUGGUGGAUCCGGACGCGCCCAGCCGCAAGCAGCCGGAUAAGCGGAGCUGGCUCCACUGGAUGGUGCUCAACGCGGCGAGCACCGAGCGCUUCCACGACGGAGACGUGGCCAUGCCGUACGAGGGUCCGAACCCUCCCCAGGGGUCGGGACCCCACCGGUACGUGCUUCUGGUGUACUGCCAGGACGGGGCGCACCUGAGCAAGGAGGAGGUGGCGCCCAAGGAGAGGCCCAGCUACAGGGUCGCCGACUUCGCCGAGAAACUGACCACGAAGAUGCCCGUAGCGGGAUGCUUCUAUUACGUCGAGAACGCCUGAGUGGAAGUCGGCGUCGCAAGACACCUUCAAGCGCGCGGCGAGUAUAUGCUGCGGCACCGCGAGACGCGUACGUUGUGCCAGCAUGGCCGUCGCUGAACUGUGUAAUACACCCGAAAUACCGUUUGUAUAGGGCGAGUUCGUACGAUAAAAUUUUCAAACAAGAA
Dermacentor albipictus is the source of this 886-nucleotide messenger RNA. Its product is annotated as protein D1-like. NCBI's taxonomy places the organism in Eukaryota, Metazoa, Arthropoda, Arachnida, Ixodida, Ixodidae. The record is from RefSeq and is a predicted model, not a curated record.